Messenger RNA from Naumovozyma castellii, 831 nucleotides. RefSeq names its product mitochondrial 54S ribosomal protein mL46 (gene MRPL17). Bases 1 to 831 code for a protein of 276 amino acids. The transcript has a single exon. The record is from RefSeq and is a predicted model, not a curated record. Lineage: Eukaryota; Fungi; Ascomycota; Saccharomycetes; Saccharomycetales; Saccharomycetaceae.
AUGUCUAUACCAGUGAUUCGAAAACCAGCUAUAAGGGCAGGCUUAAUCUUGUCUCGAACACCAAUAAUCGCGCCGGAAUUGACUAAAUUAGAAUCUCAAUACUAUGCAUAUCAAUCGGAAUUAGAGAAGAGAUUAAUGUGGACGUUCCCAGCAUACUACUAUUUUAAGAGGGGUUCAUUGGCAUCACAUCGUUUUAUUAAGGCCCAGAAAUGGCCCGUGAGUAAAGCUCCUGGAGUUUGGUAUCCUAGGGGUGUUCCUGAUAUCAGGCAUGGAAGAGAGAGAAGAUUGAAACAAGAGGUUGUUUUGCCCAAAGAAAAGAAGGACGUGACAGAAAGUACUGGCAGUACUGGAGGAAGUGAGUCAGUAACUGAUUUAACUGAUGCUUCUAGACCGAUUGUCCCCAAUUCAAGGAUUACAGAGGCAGACAAAUUGAAUGAUUUAAAGAGUCUCGAGAGACAACUAUCAAGAACGUUGUAUUUGCUAGUGCAAGACAAAUCGCUAGGUAAAUGGAUAUUCCCAAGCUUUGAUGUAGUAAAAGACACGACGGAAGAGGUGAAACCAUUACAUGAAGUUGCAGAAGACGGAUUAAGAUCUCUUGUUGGACCCAACAUAAACACGUGGACGGUGUCAGGAACACCAGCUUCUGUAUUAAAGCAGGAAAAUGACGUCUAUGAAUUUUUAAUUAAAUCACAUAUACUGGCAGGUAAUUUGGAAUUGACGAAAAAAGGCCUAGAACAAAUUGGUGAAUAUGCAUGGCUAACAAGAGAUGAGAUAAAGGAACAUGUUGAAACAAGUUAUUUUGAGAACGUUGAAUUCUUACUAGCCAAAUGA